GGUUUUAAAGAUUAAUUUCAGUGCCAUCCAUACUAAUGUUAUACACUCGAUCUGUCAACUCGUUUGCAAACUAGCUAACAUGAACUCGGUCAAAAUGCCGAAGGUGUCUAAAAUGUGGGUUAGGCCUCUCUCAGUCACACUGGCUGUCCACUGGACUGCAUGUGUUGCUAACUGAACUUCUCGCGAGGGGUUUCCCUCUCUCUUGCAGGGGUUCAGUUGCUCUCGUUGGCAAACUGGACUUCUCUCAUGGCAAAAAAAAGGUUAGUUUCCUCUUGGGUUUUUUUGACCGUCUUUUGUCCAUGACGGCGCCUCGUACAGCAGGCACGGGGGAAGCUGGUGGGCUCGAGUGAACAGGACAGCAGACGCUCGGGGCCGGGUGGGAAACUGUGGCUUUGCACUGACGCUUCCUUAUCUUCAUUUUGAUCUGUGACUCGUGAUUGGGUACACCUACGGUUCAGAAUUUUCCAUUUGGUGCUGCUUUUGUUGACAGUGUUUGUAGCUGUGUCGACGUUGUUUUAUUUAAGGGCUUCAAACACAGUUCAGGUUUCCCCCAACCUUCUUGACAUGCACUUUACUGCUCUCCACUUGCUUUUUUUUUAAACAUGGCAAAUUAAUUAUGGCGAUUAAAACCACACAGUCUCAGAGGUCGUUAGCUUCUUCCUUUAAAUUUAUUUAAAAUCAAAUCAAUUUUAUUUGUUUUCCACUUUUUUUUUUUACAGAAAACUAUCACAAAGAGGCUAUAUGCACACUCUUCCUUUUUGCUGAUGAUGUCACUUUCUCAGAGUUCCAUGCUGACGUCACCCGAGACACUGUUACUCUUAGCAACAUCAGUAACUCAUGCUGUCUCAAUCAUCAAUGCUCUUACAAAAUAUGCCCCUAAAAUCAUCCGUCUUUCAGAGUCAAUGAGCCGUUUUCUUGUAGCAAUGCCUGUCCUACUGUCAUUAACCAGGCAACUCGGCCUUUACGGUUUUUUUUGUGCAUGACCCUACAGCUCUGGAAAAAAUUAAGGGCACACGUCACAUUUUCAGUUUCACAGUUUAUGGGAGGUGUCUGUGUAAAAUUUGACUUUUGGUAUUCUUUCAUGCACCGUUGACCAAAUCUGAUUGCAAUUUCAAACGAAGCUAUCGUCAUUAAGAACACUACCAUACAGUGAAUUACAUCAGCACAAUCUUUUUUAGUGUGUGGGUUUUUUUUUUUAACCGAUUUUUUUAUUGGCAGAUUUUUUUUUUAAAUUUGAAAACCGCAUCAGAUCAAUUGUGUGCAGUCCUGAAGACGAGUUUAAUCCUGGAUGAUCAACUGUCCGUACGGUUAGCUUUGCCAGGAACCGGUGUGCAGUGACCAGCUGUAAUUAACUAAAUGUUCCCCUGAAAAUGCACAUUUAAUGGCUGUCUUACUUUGUUUAAAAAAAAUGCUCAGUCAUAUGUACGAACAGGAAUAAGAUGUCUCCUAAAAGAAAGUAGAGAUUUUAUGAUUGUGAUUGACCACUCUCGUUAAGAGCCUUGACUCGGCAACUGAUUUCACUGACAAUGAGGAGACACACUUCCUUCUUGUACUUCCUUUACCCCCACACCUCCCUCCCCCACAUCAACUGACAUUUCCUCAAUAUGUUCUGAAAGAUAUCUUAAGAUAAAAAUGUUUUUUUCUUUUUUUAAAGUUUUUUUUAAACCGCAGUUGCCAAUGUGUGACCAUGUCCUCUUCCUGUGGGCCUACUUAGAUUUUAAAUGUCUUUUAGGAUCAAACGGUCAUCAGAAGACUAGAUGGUUUUGGCAGGUUUUCAGAAUAAACUCCUGAGUUUUAGAACAGCAUCUGCAGUCUUCAACACAUGAAAUCUUGUGUUCAGAAUUUAAAGACAAGACUGAUCUUGUGUUUUGGUCUCAAAGAAGCGAUUUCUUAACCGUAGUUUCGAUGGUGGACUGCACAGGCUUUUACUCAGGAAAAUUCAUAGAUUUUUUUUUGUGUGUGUGUUUUCUUGUUUGGGUUCUUUCCUGUUCUUUCAGGCCUGAUCUGAAGCCUGUGAUGGCUGUCCGAUCUGACUGAAUGGAACAGAGGCAAGCCCAGCCUCGGCAGGCAGGAAAUGCGGGCGUGGGUUGGCUCGUUCAGGUUUUCCACUGAAGUCAGCGCGACGUUGACUCCAAUGUGCAGUGUGCCUCGCAGACAACUAGCUAGAGAGAGAGAGAGAGAGAGAGAGAGAGAGAGGGGGGGCGGGGGUGGGGGGAUUCUUCACACCUGGGUGACCCUCACAAGGCUGAACACAAGAACACAUUCUUAUUUUAUGUGGCAAACAGAAGCUUCACGGAAAAUAAUUAAACCAAAAUACAGUAAAUAUAUGGUUUAGCAGCUAGACAGAAAGCCUGCCCCCACAGACCACCUCGCCUCCAGGCCACCUGCGAGAAUGCUCUCGGGGGUUUGCACCCCAGGUGGUCGUGGACGUCUGCUCGAAAGGGCACACCGAGACAUUCUGAAAAACCACAUGAUGAUGUGGAGUUUGUUAACAUGCACCAUGACGUUCGCCAGCCUCGCUACCCUGAUUCUGACCGCUCAGACCGGGGCUCUGUCGCACUUUAAUGAAAAACGCCUGGAAGCCCGACUUGGGGAUGAAGUCAUAAUUCCAUGCACGGACCAUGAAGUCAAUCUCCUAGAUGCUUACCGGUGGUUCUACAGGAAAAACAGCCAAGCAAGCAAGCGUGAUAUGAUAUUUCAGAAUAACAAAGCUGGACUGAAUCAUAUAAGCAGUCAUUUAUGGAAAGAAAAGAAAACUCUUCGUAACUUUUCACUGGUCAUCAUGAAUUUCAAAGAAGAGGACCAAGGAAUCUACACCUGUGAGAUCUGCCCAGGUACUGGUCAAGUGUGCACCAAAGGAUUAGACACUUCCCUGCUUCUGAUAAAAGAAUCACCUCCAGCCGUCCCAAAGAGGGUGUACGCGGCUGAGGGGGGUAAUUUUACCCACCCUUGCUACGGCGGGGCAGGGGGCUCGGGCCCAUCGGCUUCAUGGACGUUUCGGCGGUUUGGAGAGCCAUCCCCCGCCCCAUGGUCCCAUCAGAGAGGGGGGCUACAGCCCAAUGGUUCCAUCUUCAUACGGGAUGUCCAGGCAUCAGAUGCUGGGACCUACAGUUGCGUGAGAGGGAGGAACUCUGACCUGACACAGACACUGCUGUCACUCAGUCUGUGUGUGCUCACAGCCGGGCCUGUCGGCUCAAGCGUCAGCCGUGGUUCCCCCCUGACCUGCUCUGUCCAUUGUGACGUGAGCCCGGAGCCCGUCGUUCUGCCCCGGGCCCCGGGUGAAUCCUCUGGAGUUGCCGCGGUUGUCGUGGAAACUGGCACAGUGACCUUCCAAGUGCGUCCCGGAGAGCGCGAGGGGACGGUGGUGUGCUACGCGAAUGAGACGGGAGAAAGCGGGGUAGAGGAUUCCACAUUGCAUUUAGACACAGAAAAUAAUCAGGAAGACGCAAACACAACCCCCCUGGCGCUGUUUUUGUGUGUGUCACUGGCAUCGGGUUUUUGCACGUUGGCUAUUUUUCUCGGUUUUGUGUUUCUGUGUAGACGAAGACUAAUCGCAGCGUUUCCUACAGCCGAUGAGCCGUCUGGUGAUGUGCUUUGCCCUAAGCGCACCAGAGACACGACACCAGAGAUGGGUGAAGCGGCAAUUAUUUAUUCUGUCUUGGAAAUAAAACAGCCCGAAAAAGACCGUGUGCUCGUACGAGAAGAUGGAUGCGUUUACAGUACGAUACAGCACCAGUGAAUUUAGGAGUUCGGAAUAAUUUAUAUCGAAAACUUCUUUCGAAAUUAUUUUUUAAAUAAUUAAUAGUAUGUUUUUUUUUUUGCUAAUGUCAUUUUAGAUGCUAUUGUGGAUUUCGUGGGUUGAAGAAAAAAAAACAAUAAAUUUUAUAAUUUAUAUAUUUUUCUAAUGUAUUUUUGUUUUGCUCUUUGUUGCUCAGUUGUUGAAUAUUUAGUUAAUACUUUAAAUCACUAUUCUACUGAUUUUGAGCACUAGUUCAGCGUCAUGCGCGCACAUGCGCAGACGGGCAGCGGCGAAUUUAACCGAAGAACGACAGGGUAGCAGAACGUCGGACGCAAGGAAGCUAACGAAUAAUUUUUUUCCCAUAUCCCCAUCAUCCGCAUGUUUUUAAUUUUAAGCGUUUAUAUGGGAAAGAGACAGAGUGUAUUGUACACCAUCCAG
Molecule: messenger RNA, 4177 nt
Organism: Anguilla rostrata (American eel)
Lineage: Eukaryota; Metazoa; Chordata; Actinopteri; Anguilliformes; Anguillidae
Gene: med18
Product: mediator of RNA polymerase II transcription, subunit 18 homolog (yeast)
Exons: 9
Coding region: 2393-3739 (448 amino acids)
Biological process (GO): termination of RNA polymerase II transcription; regulation of transcription by RNA polymerase II
Cellular component (GO): mediator complex; core mediator complex
Molecular function (GO): transcription coregulator activity
Source: RefSeq, a predicted model, not a curated record